Messenger RNA from Diaporthe citri, 7782 nucleotides. RefSeq lists its product as uncharacterized. Bases 1 to 7782 code for a protein of 2593 amino acids. The record is from RefSeq and is a predicted model, not a curated record. Gene Ontology annotation, biological process: regulation of GTPase activity. NCBI's taxonomy places the organism in Eukaryota, Fungi, Ascomycota, Sordariomycetes, Diaporthales, Diaporthaceae. The transcript is spliced from 8 exons.
AUGAACGGUGAUGGCAGUCUGGUUCGGUGUCUUGUGGAGAGGCUCACUACAAGGCUUCCGCACCGGACAGGCACCACCAGCCAAGACCUCGCUCAAGAUGACAUCGUUCUCAUCACCCGUGCCACCCUGCUGAAGGUCAGCGCCGGAUCCAUCAAUGUCGUCCUCGACGCUCUGAUGGGCUUGAUCGAGGACCUAGGACGACCAUACAAGGCCGGAGCAAUCUCCACCCACCCACCUCACGUCCUCAUAUCCGAGAUCUAUAUAUUUGGCCUGAUUGCCGAUUGCUGCACCAGCCACUGGAAUGCUGUGGGUUCUAUUCCGCCACAGCCCGAGUCUUGGCGAAUGAGAAGUGCCCAGAGGGCCAAGUUGCCUCCUCCGCAGACACUCGAUUCCGCGCUGGUGACCAGGGUUCUGGAUAUUUUGAGACUGUACGCCCGACCUCUCCCGGAAGGAUACAGUCUGUCGACCCAGACCUUGCUUGAUGAGUUCAAUACCGAGCGCACCGUGGUGGCGGACCACCCCGAGCUGGCCACCUCUCUGCCGCCCGCCGGCAGCGAGCAGCCCGUUGAGAGCCAGGCGCUAUUUGACUCGAAAAUCGAAGGCCUGGAGCGCCAGGGCAGGACCAUCGCUGAGUUUGUCAGUGCGUCCAACUGGACGAGCUCGUUCGAGUAUCUGAGGAAGCUCAUCUACAUGGUCCGGACUGCCACGUCUGCGAAUAUCGCAACUGUCCAAACCCCAGCGAGCGCCGACGACGAAUACACCGCAUUAAUAGUGUUGCGCCUAAUCGGAUGCUUCUGGGUAGACAGUCAGAAGCUCGGACUGAUCAUCCAGGAGAUCUGCUCCAGUUAUCUUCAUUUUCGGAGACCGUUCCAGCACACCAUCGCCAUCGUCACCCCGCUUUUGAUCACCAGAUGGUUGGAUCGUUAUCCCGACGAGUUUGUUGAGUUGCACACAAUUCACAAGAGGCUAGAUGGUGGGCCGGAUACCCUCUUUGAUAUGACACAGACAGUCGUGCAUGACAAUGGAAGGGCAGACUCGGUUGCCGAUGGUGUGAGGCGGAAGUUCUUGCUCUACCCGUUGCAAAUUACCUUACUUUUCCUCCUCCCUGAUGUGUUCGAGGUUGCCAGCAACCUGCGAGAGGCCAAGAGUGGUAGCAUGUCCAAGAAAGUCGCAUUUCUUGACGGUUUGAGGAAAACCCUCAGGAACAAAAAUGAACAGGCGGCGUACUGUCUUGUGCUACUUCUGCGUGCGGCCCGGCAUUUUGACCCCGAGAGUGAUUCGGCGUUCAUGAGUUACGCCCUGGACGUGCAGGAUGAGAUUCGAGACGCUGUUUUCCGUCGCAACAGCUCGGGGCCGGAUAGCGGGCUGUUCGACCAGGACAUCAUGACCGCUGCCUUUAUGAGCCUAACUGACCUUAACUAUGAGAGCUGUGUCGAGUCCUUGGCACCAUCCUGCCUCGCCCCGAACACUCCGCUUGGUUUCAAAAUCGCUGUGAUCCAGGCCUGCUCUCACUUUGCGGGUCUUGAGGAGGCGGAUCAUUACACGCAGCUCUAUACGAUCGGGUUCGAGUUCACGCUGGCUCAACUCAAGACCAUGUCCACAAUAUUUGUCGUGGGCGAUCACGGGUCUUCGAGAAAAGCCCUGGAGCUAGUCGACAACAAUAGCAUGCUCCAUCACAUCAUCUCGUUUCUCUGUGUCUGCCCACUGGGCGUCUUUGUGAAGAUUCCAGAGCACAAGGAAAAGAAUGAGUACUUUGAAGAGAGCCUCGAGUCUUUCCUGCCUUGCCUGGUCACUUCAAACGAAGAAGUGCGCCGAUUGGCCGCGCAGGUAACCGUGCGCGUAUUCGGCAGUACGAUCAUCAUGGAGUCUCUCCGUGCGUCGAAAAGGAUAUGCUCUCUUGCAUUCAAGCAAAAGUUCUGGAAACUGACCUCGCUUGUUCUAAGCGACCUUCUCGACAAGGUCGACUCUCAAGACCUUGGUGCAGGUAUCAAUUCGAUUCACGGGUAUCUUGAGUCCAGACUUGUUUUGCUGCGGAAGCUCUCGGAACUGGCCAACUUGCCGGAAGAGAUACCCGAGAGAGCGGCCAUAAAUACCAGGCUGGAGACACUUUUGCUGGUCUCCUUGUGCUCGGCGAAUAUCGAGACGUGCCAGCUAGUUAUCAGCUGCUUCGGCCUGUUCUUUGAGGAGAGUCAUAUUGUUGAGACUGCCUCCUCGAGCACCGCGAAGGCGGCAUUAUCUCUCCUUCGAAAUGGCGAUGUUUUUCGGGAAAUCGGCUCGCGCGCGUUCCGCUUCACCGGACUGGUCGCUUUCCAGAAAAGAAUCCGCGGCCUGCUACGGCGAAUGCAAUACCCAAGCGCGGGUAUCUUGGAUGCGUGGGCUCUAGCAUUUGAUAGGUGGCUGCAUUUAUCAAGAGAUGUGUCGACCGCAGCCCUCGAGACUACAUCGGAAAUGGCAGUCGCCGAGUGGCGGAACUACUCUGGCUUCCUAGCCUCUCUCGGCGGUGUCUGCGUAGCCGACCAGACUGCGAUUAUCGACGACCCAUCUCUUGGAGGUCUGAAAUGGAUUGAUCGGCUGUCUUCCGACAAUCAGGAGGAACCAAUACUCAAUAGGUAUCUGAGGCUCAGCAUCCAGCUCCUGGCUUGCAGCAACGUACGUGUGAGGGAGACCACGCGGGAGGUGCUCUCCUCGGAGAUCUCGCCCGCAUUGUACCAGCCUCUCUUCAAAGCACUCGAGUCGGAGCUGGAUAUUCUGUUCACAGGUGCACUGGAGUCAGCUGUCAAGGGCCUUGAUAGCGAGAUCGUUUUUGCCGAGCAGUCAAUUUCCCUGCUCCGCGCCCUGGUGGACAGACUGGAUGGCCCUUCCGAUUUGGGAGCAGCGUCGUCUGUGCAUCUAGGUGCACUCACGCUCAACUUUGCCAAAUUCCUCGACGGCGUUCCAGACACCAAGAACAGCCUCAUGGUCAAGAUCAAAGUCUGCCAACUUUGUGAGGCUGUCGUGAAGAAAAAAGAGCAUCUGAACCUGAGGGAUGAUGUUCGUAUCCGCAACCAGCUCCUGGAAUACAUAUUCAGUUGGAUCGCAAGGCCACGCUCCCCAAGGGCGGAGUCUGCGGCGGCGUUUGGGCCUGCGCGGCCUGACGAUUCACUGAGAAUCCAGAGAGAUCUCGACAGGGCUUGCCUCAGGUCGCUGGCUGAGCUAACGUAUCGUCUCCCACUGCAACCAGGCGACGGACAGUCAGAUGUUGGAACAAGUGAGCUCAAGUCACAGAUGUUCCACACUUACUUCAACCGGUUUCUGUCGCUUCUCAAUCUGGAAUCUGCCGAGGCGAGCAGGCACGAUCAUGGGACGACCGCCAGGGACGACAGUAUUACAAGCUCUGAACUUGCCAUCACCGUACUUUCCAAUCUCCUUAGUGCGAACAUUGACGUCGGUCUGAAGCACUCUUUGAGUAUUGGUUAUCACGAGAACGUUGAGAUAAGAACAGCUUUCGUGAAAGUUCUCUACAACAUCCUGAUGCAAGGCACUGAAUUCAACAACCUGUCCGACACUGCCGUCACGGAGAAGUACGACGAAUUGCUAGAUCUUUUGACUACUGAUACGACUCUGGCGGCUGCUAUUAGCGCAGUAUGCCCCAGCAGCGAGGUCGACGAGGUGACAAUAUCGCUGUUGAACAUCUUUGAGACCCGGGGCAUGAGCUUCGCCCUGCUGGAAGCUCUUGUGAAGCAAGAAAUUGAGGAUACGGAAAACGAAUCCGAGCUGCUCCGGAGAACUUGCGUGGCCACGAAGAUGCUCUCGAUUUAUGCAAAGUGGAAGGGCACAGCAUACCUGAAAGCAACAUUGCAAAAAGUCGUGGAGCGGCUCAUGCUAACUUCAAAGGAUCUUGACCUUGAACUGGACCCAGCCCGUGUCACGUCACAGGAGGAACUCCAGAAAAAUGCGCUGCAGCUUCGCAUAGUCGCCAAGGUUUUCAUUGACGAUAUCUGUGCUUCGUCGGCGAACAUACCGUCGCCAUUCAGGAAAAUCUGCAGCAUCAUAUCGACGGCAGUCAUGCCUAGAUUCCCGGAGGCUAAAUACACUGCCGUUGGCGCCUUCAUCUUCCUCCGGUUCUUCUGUCCAGCUAUUGUGGCACCCGAGGUCGAGGGCUUAGUAUCUACUGCACCGUCCAAGGAGAUGCGUCGAGGGCUUCUUCUUAUUGCGAAGGUUGUCCAGAAUUUGGCCAACAAUGUGCUCUUCGGGGCCAAGGAGCCGUACAUGUUCCCUCUCAACGACUUCCUCACGCAGAACAUAUAUAGGGUGACAACCUUCCUGCGCGAGAUUUCUGUGUCGCCUGAGAAAACAGAUCCUCCCAGCACGAAUGAAUCGUUCGACUUUGGCUCCUGCGUGGCUUUACAUCGCUUCCUCUACGACCACUGGGACCAAGUGCGGCAGCGCCUCGCCUCCCAGGAGAGAAGAGACUUUGUUCGAACUCCGGCUGAGAUCUCUCGCAUGCGGUCCCCUGUCCUUGAACCCCUUAGAAACCUCAUCUCACAUCUUGGUCCUCCAGCGCUGGCCGUUACUUGGAAUAGGCCGUUGAUCUCAGCCAACAGUCCACCAGCUUACUCUCGGUUCCAAAAUUUUAUGCUUCGCAAUGCGUUCCGCAGUACCGAAUCAUUCGUCACGGCGAGGGCUGUGUAUGAUGGUGGAGAGAGCAAGGAUGGCUUGUCCAUCAUCUGCAUCAUCUUGAGGAACAUUGAUGACGAGAACAUUGAUUAUGAUACUCUGAUAUACUGCUACUUGAAGAUCGCCAGCCGCCUGUGGCAUCGACCUUUCGGACUACUCAUCGACGCAACCUGCUACAAUGGCCAGAACGACGAGCCCCAGGACGAGCUCUUCCACAAGCUCGAGCUUCUCACUCCCACGGAGCUGUCGAAGCAGCUUAGUCGUGUCUAUAUUUACAACAUGAACAGUGCAUUCCGCAAAUGCCUGCGUCGUGUUCUUCGUGUCUCGACAAGAAAAGAUGCCAGUGUCUUCAACCCCAAUAACAUCGAGUACCAUCUCGUUGGCAGCAUCAAGGAGCUACAAAAUCACUUCCACUUCAACCAGCUACAUCUGCCAAAGGAAACAAUCAGCGUCUUUGCAGACACGCGCUACGACUUUAAGCCAGUCGUACGACUGUCGAAAACGAAAGGAAGGAUCGCGUGCCGGGUCAUGGUAGGCAGCCAAUUCGUCCAGAUAACAACAGCCGAGAAGCAGGAGGUACACCCCAACUUCCGCCUAAGCGCCACCAUCAACGAUAUAUUCCGCCUUGGUGACGUUGAUGAGGCGCCUACGAACGUGAAGCCUGAUGAUGAAUCAGCCUUUGGCCUCCGGGCUGACAAUGGCAAAAUUAUCAUGUACUUCACCAGCCCUAAGAAGGCGGAGAUUUUACAGACGAUCCGCGCCGCGAAGGCCAAGUACGGCAAGGACACGCGGUCGCUGAAGUCAUUUGAAAGACUUAUUCGGCCACAGGAUGUGCCGGGUACGCUUUUGAAUCUUGCCCUAACGAAUCUGGCCAGCCCCGAUCACGUCUUGCGACUUUCCUCAUACAAUCUGCUGGGCGCCCUAUGCAAGGCCUUCAACUUCACGGUCGCAUCAAAGGUGGUGUGCACACGAGACAUCGCGGUGCCGCUAGACCCGUCACGGUUUAUCGUGGAAAUUAGCAAGACGCUCGCUCAGGCCGAGCCUCAGCUCACGUCGGAUUUCCUGAAUGAAUUCUUUGUCGGCUGGGAUAGCUUUUCCGAAGAGCAGAAGCCUUUGAGUCUGGCCUACCUGGCGCCAUGGCUGCCAGGCCUCCGAUCAUCAGUGCUGGCAGCUGAGCCCGACAGUGACAAAGGUCGCGAUAAGAUUGCGAGUUUGUUCCGGAAGUUAAUCGACGUGACGCUGUCCGACCCGACUUUGAGCUUCACAUUGGAGCAGACGAUCUGGCCGGCCAUCCAUGGAGACGAGGUUCUCCUCGAUAUCUUCCUCGAAGAAGUGAUCAAGACGGCUUUGAGUAUAGGUCUCCACGAUGAACAGACAGAGACAUUAACCUCGAUCGUUACGGCAAUUGGCAGCAUCUCGCUGCGUGGCAAGAUAAUCACUCGCUUGCGGAAGGCCAUGAACCGGUCUUCUAUGCGCCAGAGCAAGUACCUGCCUGACAACGUCGUCUGGCCAGAGGUCUGCAUUCUGCUGCAGUUCUGCGUAUCGCUGUCCUUCGACAGUGGGAUACAGGCGCAGAUGUUCUUGCCUGAGAUUUUCCACAUCGUAACGAUGCUUGCGAACACUGGCUCGCCGGACAUCCGCAUACUGGUGCACAGGCUCCUGGUCAAUUCCAUCCACGCGGCCUGUACGUCGUUCCAUCUGGAUGAGGCCCGCCAGGCCAAGCUCCGGGGCAUCCUCGAGUCCUUGUCGGAAACCAGGACUGAUAUCUGGAGCAUCACGCCCGCAUUCCCUGGGCGCGAUGGGGCAUCAAUGUCUACGACACAAGAGUAUGGCCCCAACCUAGCGGCCACGGAGAUUUUGGCUGGUAUCAUGUUCGAGGUCUGCUCUAUCGCAGCAAUUUCCACGGAUAUUGCUAAUGCUUGGCGAUCGCGCUGGAUGAGCCUCGUGGCCAGCACCGCCUUCCAGAACAACCCUGCCAUCCAGCCUCGUGCUUUCUCCGUCAUGGGCUGCCUCGCGAGGGAAGAGGUAGACGACGAUCUUCUGUAUCAGGUUCUCGUCGCCCUACGGAUCAGCAUCACUCGCUUCAGCGGCGAGGAUAGCAGCAGCGAGAUGCUGGUGGCGAUUGUUACAGCACUGUCCCGGAUGAUGGCCAAGCUCCCGUCGACCUCCCGCUACGGUGUGCAGUUGUUUUGGCUCGCUACCUUCUUGUUGAGGCUUGUGCCAAUCAACCUGUUCAACUGUGCGGCGGUGUUCUUGGAGUCGGUGCUCACAAAUAUCAACACAUCAGGCGACACUCGCGGCCCCAAGCUCGUGGCACACCUGCUGCAGGGCCGUGAGCAGCUCGAGGAGGUGGCGCUUCCGCUGGACGCAUUCUACGGUAUCCACUUCACUGCCGAGAACUUCCACUUUGCAGUGUGCGCAUGUCUCGUGCGUGGCCUGUCAGAUACGAUGACCAAAUCUACAGCCCUACAUGUGCUUGCUACGUUUUUGGACAUGACAGAGACGGCUGCAAGUCCAAUUGAGGGGCAAGAAGCCUCUUCCAAGAAACUGAAGGACGUGCCUUACUCUCCAUACCUGUCGCUCAUCCUGUCACGGGUGGUCACACCGGACGAGCUCAAAGACACCCUCUGGUUGGCGGGUAUCAAGCCACCGUCGAGCCUGGCUGGCGUGCACAAAGCGCGGACCCCUGAGAAGCUCAGCACGGUCAAGGACAAGGACUUGCUGCUGAACUCUGCGAUCGAGCUCAUCGACUUCGCGUACCUCGAGGACGCCGCACAGAGCCGCACGCUACAGUGGAUGAAUGAGCUGGCAAGUGGACGGCCGAACGUGAUCGUGCACCUGUGCGGGCCGAUACUAGCAAUACUCGACGAGACGCUGCUGCACUGCCAGAACUCGGCGACGCUCGAGUCGGCCCACGGCCUCCUGCAGACGUUGACGUCGAACCCCAAGUUCGCCUCGGCGAUGGAGUCUGGGGGUGCCUCGGGGCUCAACGAGAUCCUGGAGGACAUUGGGUUCGGAGGCCUCUGGCGCUUCUGCUCGCUGAACCCGCAGCAGGAGCCAGACAAGGCGUGCUUUGCGCAGACGGAAAAGUUGAUCGAUUUGAUAAUUAAUGCCGGGACGUACUGA